Messenger RNA from Pleurotus ostreatus (oyster mushroom), 2019 nucleotides. RefSeq lists its product as uncharacterized. Bases 1 to 2019 code for a protein of 672 amino acids. The transcript has a single exon. NCBI's taxonomy places the organism in Eukaryota, Fungi, Basidiomycota, Agaricomycetes, Agaricales, Pleurotaceae. The record is from RefSeq and is a predicted model, not a curated record.
AUGGCCGCAACAGCGACAAACGGCAUUUUGCUCUACCCGUCGUCGUUGUACCCGUUCCCCACGACGUCCUCCUCAAACUCUGUGGCGUCCUCCUCGUCCUCCGGCGCGUCGUCGUCGUCGAGGCAUCCAAACAACAACGCCAACGCCAACGCCAGUACCCCUCCAACUCCACAGCGAAAGAUUCGCUUUGCUCCUCUCCCUGACCCUCGCAGGAGCUUCGUCGACGAUGGCGACGAGUUCCCCAUGUCAGACGGGGUGACCAUAUCCUGCCCCCCCAUGCUCGCCGAGCGCGACGCUAUCCCCAGCAUAUCCUCUCUCGCCAUCGACUCCCUUUCCAGCGAAAUUGACACCGAGUCGGAUUCUACUUCCAGGUCAUCUUCGAGGGCGUCCAAGGGCGCUGAUUCGUCUGCAACAACACCGACAGCAUCGGCGUCAGAUUCGGUAUCGUCUUUCACACAAGAUUCACCAUCAUACCAGACCAAGAUAGCUCUCCCACCCAUACCAAACCCUCUCCUUGCAGCAAAACUCAAGCAGUUUGAGGAUAACUCCUCUUCCCACACUUCAUGGGCCAAACCGAAAUCAUUAUUCCGCCCCUUCCUGCGCCGCCCACAUUCAUCAUCAGGCGCGACACCCACACUGUCCUCCUCGUCCCACUCGGCAAACUUGCCAUCUGCUUCCUCGUCAACUUCGACGCUUCAUCCUCAUCCCAAGCACGCACCAUUCCCUCGGAUCAACCUUUCUUCACCUUCGCUAGGACUUUUUCGCGUCAGUUCCAGACAUCGCCAUGAUGACGAUGAUUACAGCGAUGACGGCAAAAGUAAAGGUUUCAUGAAACUCGCUAAAUGGACAAGCUCUUCAUCUUCCGUCAACAAGCAGCACAGUCACAACCAUUUCCAUAACACGGGGUCCCCUCUAAGCCCUCUCACACGUACCCAAAGCAGGGGAAGUGUGCAGUCCGUCCAGACUAAUAGUAACCAGACACCUUUUGGUUCCACUGCUUCCCUUCCCCUCACUCGCGUAGACUCUAGUCGAAUAAAUAACUAUGUUCGACCAGCUAGCUCACUGCCAGGACGUCGCCCAUCUACAGCGUCAGGUGCCAUCUCCGCCCCGACAUCGCCGGCACGGAAGGGCAAGGGCACUCGUAUGCUGAAUGGUCGCGUCUACGGACAUCGCCGCAACUCAUCUAACCCCAAUGGCAAUCCAUUCGCUAACGCGAGAGAUGAAGCUGACCCUGAAUUUGUUGAAUGGGGUUAUGGUGGAAUGGGGAGUGUACGCAAUGGUUCGGGAGUCGGACAUGGUGUUUGGGGACGGUUGCAGAGUGAGGGUACUGCUUUGGGAGGCGGUGGUAAAACUGAUGACGAGGAGCUGGAUGACGGAAGUGGGAUGGGAUGGGUUAGGAAACGAAGAGAACAGAAGGAGAAGAAGGAACGCGAAGAGAAAGAACGCCUAGCUAAGGAAGCGCAGGCAAAGUUGGAGGCAAUCACCGAGGCUGGUGAUGCAAAGGCGGAGGAGGCGGAGGCGGAGGUAGACGAGAAGGAGAAGGAGUUUGUACGAUCGGACGAAAUUGAACAAGUCAAGGAUAGGCCAGACACGGCUGCCACCAUCACCCUCUCCUCUGUAGCAUCGCCCACCCUCUCCAGUGCCUUAUCUACACCUACAAUCCGCAACGAUGUCGAUACGCCCAAGCCAUCUGACGACCAAGAUGAGCACGACACACGUGUCGUCAAUGUGUCCGCACACUCUCCAUCGCUUGCUCGCCGUCAUAGCCAUGGACGCAGUCGUAGUAGGGACAGCAUCCCCCUCCUCGAGAAAGCCCAGGCUGAGGACACAACACAAACUGUAAUCAGCGUCGAUGUGAAGGAGGAUGAGACGGACGAAAGCGAAGAAGAGGAAGACGAGGGUACCCGUCCGAAUGAAGAUGAUGAAGAUAGCGAAGAAGAUAGCGAGAAUGUGGAGGACGCGGAAAAGAGGAAACUUGCUCUCGGUGCUGGCGUCGAAAAGAUUUCACGACACAAGUAA